Molecule: messenger RNA, 1320 nt
Organism: Archocentrus centrarchus (flier cichlid)
Lineage: Eukaryota; Metazoa; Chordata; Actinopteri; Cichliformes; Cichlidae
Gene: srek1ip1
Product: SREK1-interacting protein 1
Exons: 5
Coding region: 127-648 (173 amino acids)
Molecular function (GO): nucleic acid binding; zinc ion binding
Source: RefSeq, a predicted model, not a curated record
GUUUCUAGAACAAAUGUUUCCUAUCGACGUUGUUUGAUGUGAGGACGCAGUUGGUGCGCUUAGAGCCUUAGAGCGCUAUAACAACGACAAGUUUUGUAGUUUUUCGGCUUUGUUGUGAGCAGUGUAAUGGCUACACCAGGACCUAAUAAGGACAACAUCAGAGCUGGGUGCAAGAAGUGUGGAUAUCCGGGCCAUUUAACGUUUGAGUGUCGAAAUUUUGUUAAAGUGGACCCUCAGAAGGACAUCGUUCUGGAUGUAAGCAGCACCAGCACUGAGGAGAGUGAAGAUGAUGCACCUCAGAUUCAGCGCAGUGAGAAGCGAAGCAGCCAGCAUCAGAAAGGUUCCCAUGACAGUGAUGAUGAUGACAGAAAAAGAAGACAGAAACAGAAGAAGAGCAAAGACAGAAAAUCAAGAAAGAGAUCUGAUUCGAGUGAGGAGGGGAUUUCCAAAAAAAAGAAGAAGCGCAGCAGGUCGUGCUCGUCCUCUGAUGAGGACCAUAGGAGGAAGAAAAAGAAACUAAAAAGCCAUAAGAAGAAAAGCAAAAAGAACAAAAAGGAGCACGUCAAGCAUCACAAAAAAAGACAGAAGAAAAGGAAACACGACUCUUCUUCCUCUUCCAGCUCAAGUGACUCCUCAGAAAGUGACUGAGCCAAUAACUGUGCAGCUUCUGGAUGCCCAUCAUAUUUAUUCUGCACUUCACAAACAGUGGUAUUUAGUAACAGUCUUAAACAAGGCACCUCACAAGUGUUGCAUGACUAAGAUGACAAAUUAAAAUGUGAUUUAGUGGCACCAUUAUAGAAAUUAAACAAAACCUACCCACAGUUCUUUAAAGCAUUCAGAAAAAAACAUGCACAAAGCAGGGAUCAUGUUCUGCUGUAGCUUCUCUUUGUGUUUCCAGGCUCUCUAAUUUCAGAAUUGUCAUUUUUGUUGUUGAGAUGCAUAGUUGUAGUCAUAAAACAUACUAGUGGAAGCUUUUCAAGUCCAAUCAAGACAUUUCAUGCAUGGAUGAAAUUCUGGAUCCUUUUGGUGUGAUGGGUUUCUAUAAGUUUCCAGCUGUUUCUGUUCUUAUUGUCUCUUUAACAUUUCUAUAAAAGAGAGAGGAAAAAAACACAUUUAAUUUGGCUGAUAUAUGUUCAUAUUUCAGUAUUGAUAGUCAGCCCACUUCUUUGUACUCUAUUUGAGUACAGAAAUUAAGAGUUCAUUCCAAAGCAUCACAAAUGUCAAUUUUGUGUACUGUCAUAUACUGAGCCUCUUUGUGCAGCUUUGUUACUUUGUUAUUCACCACUUACUUCUGUUGUAAUAAAACUUUAUAUAUGUUUA